Molecule: messenger RNA, 414 nt
Organism: Australozyma saopauloensis
Lineage: Eukaryota; Fungi; Ascomycota; Pichiomycetes; Serinales; Metschnikowiaceae
Gene: RPS17B
Product: 40S ribosomal protein eS17
Exons: 2
Coding region: 1-414 (137 amino acids)
Biological process (GO): translation
Cellular component (GO): ribosome
Molecular function (GO): structural constituent of ribosome
Source: RefSeq, a predicted model, not a curated record
AUGGGUCGUGUUAGAACUAAGACUGUCAAGAGAGCCUCGAAGGUUUUGAUCGAGAGAUUCUACCCAAAGUUGACUUUGGACUUCGAGACCAACAAGAGAUUGACCAGCGAGAUCGCUGAGAUCCAAUCCAAGAGACUCAGAAACAAGAUUGCUGGUUACACCACCCACUUGAUGAAGAGAAUUCAAAAGGGUCCAGUUCGUGGUAUCUCCUUCAAGUUGCAAGAGGAGGAGCGUGAGAGAAAGGACCAAUACGUCCCAGAAGUUUCCGCUUUGGACUUGUCCCACACCAACGGUCAAUUGGAGGUUGACGCUGAGACUGCUGACUUGGUCAAGUCUUUGGGUUUCAAGAUUCCUUUGCAAACUGUUGCUAUCUCUUCUCAAAGAGGUCCAAGAAGAUUUGCUAAGAGAUCUUAA